Molecule: messenger RNA, 5335 nt
Organism: Fukomys damarensis (Damara mole-rat)
Lineage: Eukaryota; Metazoa; Chordata; Mammalia; Rodentia; Bathyergidae
Product: myb/SANT-like DNA-binding domain-containing protein 3
Exons: 3
Coding region: 373-1200 (275 amino acids)
Molecular function (GO): protein binding
Source: RefSeq, a predicted model, not a curated record
AGGAGCGGCCGAGCAUUCACGUAAAAACGACUUAGUUACCACUGAGUCUGCCCACGGUGCCCGGGCCAGACCCGGGCCCCGGCAGAGCGCACAGCCUGGGAAGAGACGCAUCCCGCCAAUUUAAACAAAACAAAAGUCGGCGUUAAACUCGGCGCGGGGGAUUGGCUGUUCCUAGCCACAAGGCGUCCCAAAAGAAAGGGGCCCUUGUCAGUCCGGAGGCUUGGCCUGAACCAACUCGUGUCCACGACCGACUGCCACAUCCCUUGCGACAAAUGCAUUCUUUUGUUGUUGUUCAGGGAAAUGAAACAGUUUGGGCCCUUCAGGAGCUCCUCGGCAAAGGCUAGCUAAUCGCCUGAAGAAACGUAGUGGAAAAUGCAAAACAACGAAAUUAUAAAACCUGCCAAAUACUUCUCAGAAUUAGAAAAGAGCAUCUUGCUUGCUUUAGUAGAAAAGUAUAAAUAUGUGCUGGAAUGUAAGAAAAGUGAUGCACGAACUAUUGCCCUCAAGCAACGUACCUGGCAGGCACUUGCCCACGAGUACAACUCUCAGCCGAGUGUAUCGCUGCGGGACUUCAAGCAGCUGAAGAAGUGCUGGGAGAACAUCAAGGCUCGGACCAAAAAAAUUAUGGCCCAUGAAAGGAGAGAGAAAGUGAAGCGGAGCGUCAGCCCCCUGCUGAGCACCCAUGUCCUGGGGAAGGAGAAGAUCGCAGGCAUGCUGCCCGAGCAGCUCUACUUCCUGCAGAGCCCGCCCGAGGAAGAGCCCGAGUACCACCCUGAUGCUGCUGCCCAAGAAUCAUUUGCUGUUUCAAAUAGAGAACUGUGCGAUGAUGAGAAAGAGUUCAUACAUUUUCCAGUGUGUGAGGGGACCUCUCAACCUGAACCCUCGUGUUCAGCUGUCAGAAUAACAGCCAAUAAAAACUACAGGAGCAAAACCUCUCAGGAAGGUGCUUUAAAAAAGAUGCAUGAGGAAGAACACCAUCAACAAAUGUCCAUCUUACAACUGCAGCUGAUACAAAUGAAUGAGGUGCAUGUGGCCAAAAUCCAGCAGAUAGAGCGAGAGUGUGAGAUGGCAGAGGAGGAACACAGGAUAAAAAUGGAAGUACUCAAUAAAAAGAAGAUGUAUUGGGAAAGAAAACUACAAACUUUUACCAAGGAAUGGCCUGUUUCCUCAUUUAACCGGCCCUUUCCCAAUUCACCCUAAGACCUUGGGGGUGUUUCCCAUGUAAUUAAUCUCGUGUUGGCAAAGUCUGGAACAUGAACUUGUGGUCAGUAACCUAUAAUGGAGCUACAACUAGGAAAAGUAGAGUGGUAGUAGUCACUUAUUUAAGAAUACAUUCAGGUAAACAGCUGCACCCUAUGUACCCCUUAAGUGGCAAAGAAGCUGUUAUAGUUGUCUGAAAUUAUCAUUAUGAGUGCUAUAAUUCUGAAUGUAAUGUCUCAAUUAGAAUUCAUAUAAGAACCAUGUGUGAGUGUGGUAUUUUUUAAAAAUCAAAUGCAAGUGUGAUUAUAAAGAAGUAUGGCUGAUUUUUUUUUUCCUUAAGCAGAAAGCUGAACUUUGCUAUUCAGUUGAAUGUCCUGGCUGAAAGUGGUAGUCCUUCUCCAGAAGUGAUCCCGUUGCUCAGAACUUGCUAGAGGUCUGUGGGGAAUUUCAGUUUUUGAGAAGCUCAACAUUUGGAAGAGUAUUUUCUAAUGUAGCUUGUAAACUGCCUUUUAAGGCUUUUCUUCAGAGAAGAGUUCCAAGUAAUAUCUCCAACAAUGGUAGUUUUGUUAGAACUAAGAAUGUAAUAAUUUUGAGGGAGAAAUAUUAGUUUAGGUUUCUACAUUGUUAUAUUUCUUUUAUUAAAAAAAGACUUGCAAUUUUAUAGUCAUACUGUGUAUGUUUUUUAAAAGGUGCUGCCUUCUCAAGUGAGCUCCAGGCUUUGACUCCCCUUUGACCUUCCUCCAGCUGUGUACUACUGAGUUAAUGAUUGCCCUUGCUUUUAGGCUUUAGCUUCCUGCAGAAAGGCCCUUCCCUCACCCUGCUCAUGGUGUUAGCUGAUAGUAAUGGUAUGUAGCUGGCAUUACACGGACAGCAUGGGCUUUUUAAGAAUCCAUUACUACACAUUUGAAAAUAUGGAUUCAUAAAUGGAUAUUCUGAUUGAGAUGGGAUACAGCUUCUCUUGUAGCAGAGUGCUAAAAACACUCUGAGAGUUGGGGACAGCAGUGGCAGAAGGAAGCAAAGUGACUGUUAAGUGCCAUGUCUAUGGCCAUACCACCCUGAACAUGCUUGAUCUGGGAAGCUAAGCAGACUUGGGCCUGGUUAGUAUUUGGAUGGGAGACAGUUAAGUGCCAAGCUAGAUCAACAAUUUCUGAGAACGAAAUUUCAAGGCCAUGUGGUGAGUGAGGAGAUGGGACAGAGGCUAUGUAAGAGAGAGUGAGACUAGGAAUUAGAGCUUGAGUUCUAAGCUUGCUUCUGCCCAAGUUGCUGUGUCACCUUGGGUAACUCCUUGGUGUAUCACAGAACAAGGGAGUGGAUAAGAAUGUUUAGAGUGCUUCAACUCUUGGCCUUGGUGUGGUUUAUGUAAUCUUGGGUGGGUACUGCCAACAUCAUCAUUGCCUGGAGAGGAUAGGUCAAUUGGGAACAAUGUUCUACAAUGGCUAAGUAUUCUCCUUUAUAAUUUUGGGGUUUGCAUCCUGGAGACUAUAAGUUCUGUAAAGUACAUAUAGACUCGUGAUUUGUGCCCUGCAUAAAACUUAAAUGAAUAUUCUAUACACUGAAUCAUAUUUUAAAUGGAGCAUCUAAUUAUUUUAGAUGCAUCCUAUAAUGAGAAACUAGAUCAGCCUUUGAAAGAUCCUUUUAUAAGGAUUUCUGUUCUUAAUUUUGUUCUUAUUAAAUGGAUCCUUUAGAGGAUGAAGCAUCCUAAAGUUUCUCCCUUAAAAUGGGUUGUGGUAUACAGAAUUUGAUUCUUGAUGUCCUCCUUACCCUUGAGGAUUAGGACAGGGAAGAGCAGACCCUAAAUACAGAUGUGAACUGAAAAAAGAUUGCCUUUGCAAUAAAAAUGGUUGACCCAUCUAAAAAUCUUGUUAAUACUGUAUGUACUUUCUACAGUGAGGCCUGAGAUUCUGCAUUUCUUACAAGUCCCCAAGCUACACAGUAUGUGCUUGUCUGGUCAACACACUACUGCAUAGCCAGGGUUUUGAGGAUGCUAUGAAGUUUUUAUUCUCUCAAGAAAAUGAGAUUAAGCACAUUUUUGUGCACAACCACGUGCUGGUUAUUAUUCUCAGAACUUAUGAGUUAAACAUACAAAGAACAAUAUACAACAACUAAAAAAAUGCUCACAAACAGUAGUUCAUUUUAAUUGAACUAUAAAAGCAUUGAACUGAUUCCUAGCUAAACAAAUAAAGAAUAAUUAAGCCAGCAGCCUGAAGCACCUUGCUCUACUGUUAAUGGUAUUUAUGAGUUUAUGAGUUUAUAACAGUAGUCUGCAACACUGGCUAUGCAUUAGAAAUAAUAUUUUAUAAAUAAUUAGUCCCACUGGGUCCCACUUCCAGAGGAUUCUGAUUCAGUUGACCUGAAUUGGGGCCUGGUACUCUAGUUUUUGGAAGCUUUGUAGGUGAUUAUGAUGCAUAAUUGGGAUCGAAUAUCACUUGUGUAGAGUUCACAGAGGUAUCUAGUUUGGUUUUUAAUCCUAUGAAGUCCUACAGAAGAAAGGAAAUGCUCAGAGAACCAUCUGGUACCAGGCCCAUAGCUGAUGAAUGGCAAAGCAGAACUUCAAUCUCAGUUCUCUUGACUCUAGAACAUACAACCCCACCUCCCUUCCCCACCUCUUCCCUUGAAGCUAUGUCAUGGAUUUGUUUUAUCCCAUGUCAAAUCAUACUACAGGAUACCUGUAAUGUCUAUUCUUGAACAAGUAUAAUACAUCUCAGUUCAUUUCACUUUUGAGCCUUUCCUUACCUCAGGAGAAAAUGCAAAAACCAUUCUUGGUAGGUGUUGUAGGGAAUAGAUAAAUAAAUACUAAGACACAAGUCAUCAUCCUCCACCUUGCCAAAUCAUGAACACAGCCCAGGAGGGGAGGUAAGGCUUGUACACAGCUGUCAUGUAGUUGAUUGGUACGUGACUGCAAGUGCACUUGUCAUUGACAGCAGAGAACCAAGAAGCUUGAAGGCCUCAAGGAAGAGGUGGCAUUUGCACUGUCCUUAGAUUGGCAUUUUGGCAGGUGGGGAUUUGGAAAGCAAAGGAAUUUUACUAGAUGCAAGGUCCUGUUGAAUACUCAAGGCAUAUAAAUGAGAGGCAGUGGAAACAUGGGGAUUUUCCAAAUUGGGCAGUGCCAUGAUCAGAACUGUGGUCUGGGAAGAAGAUUAGAAGAUGAAACUGAGUGGAGACUGGAGUUGGGGAUACCAGGUAGGAGGGUUUGGCCCUGGUUACCAUGUAAAGAUAGGAACCCAGAGGAUGCCGUACUUAAGACACCUAACAAUGUUAAGAGCAUCGUCGAAGUGAACUCAUUAUGGGUCGACGGUUGGUUGCUCUUGUUGGAAAGGAGGUACGGUAAGGUUUUAAAGCUAGGUGCCUGAGAGAACGAUGCUGCUGAAUGAAAUGAAAGAAGGAUGCAUUUCUGGUUCUGACCUCUCUUAGGAGAGGCCUAGAUAUUAACUAGUGUUCCUGCCUCAGCCACAAAGGCCAGCAUCACUCCCACCUCCUCUUUAGCUCAUUGUUGCCCCAAUGUCUGCUUCCUCAGCUGCCCGUGCUGCCACUUCUCCUUGUUCACCUGACACCAGCCCCCUCCCUGCCAGGUGCUUGGUUCCCAGAUCAUUUUGUGUUGUCUCUGCCAUCAGUAACUCAUUUGCAGCUGUUGUGCCAUGUCAUUGGCCAUCUCUGGUAUUGGCAUUGCACUAGAAUGAUCAGUAAAGCUUCUUUCUUCCCUGUGGGCUCCAAAUUUUUCUCUAGAUAGCUUGCAUCCACAGAUUUUAGAGAUUUUAUUUUUAAUUUAAGUGUUCCAUGUGGUGUGAAGGAGCAUUGGUUCGGAGGGGCCGUUAAUCACCGUGUAUGCUUAUCACAGCUCCUUUACAAAAAUCAAACAUGAAAUCCAGCCCUAUUAUUCAGACAAGGUUUAGGAAAUGUGACAGGAUUUUUGCAGGGAGAAUUUUAAAAUGUAUUUUGUUUUGUUUCAGAAGAGCCUAGAAGGGCAGAGGAAGAGAGGUAGCAUGGUGGCAGAGUACAUUUGAGUUGUCAACAGUCUGCAGUGUCAGGUCAAUUACAUCAGCACUUGGUGUGGACCAGAGGAAAGGAAUGAUUCUGCCUCCCGGGAAUGUCAGAAGGACCUGAUAAUUAUAUUUGGCAAAGCCAUGAGGAGUGGCUC